UUUGUUUUGGUGUGUAUUUUUAUCAUUCUUUUGUCAGCUGUUGCCUGUUAGCCAAUUUAUUUUGUUAGUAAGUAUAGUGUACCAAUAAUGAAACUACUUACCACUUCUUCAAGCUGCUAGCAAUAUAAAGCUCUCUCUGUUUUUCUUUUUUCUAAGACCUUGUAAAAGCAUAUAAGAUUGCAUAUGAUGCAUCAGUGGCACCAGUGAUUCAACAAUGCUGCAGUGUUUGUAUUGUUAGAGCUGGUCUAUAUAUAAAGAAAUUAAACAGAUAUAAAUGGGGUUUUGCAAGUCUAUUACCCAGUGUUUAAAAGCAGGUCCAUUAUUUGUGGUUUUUCUCAUCGUAUGCUGUAGAAGCAAUGCCACAAACACAAAGUCAGAUGUGUAUUUAAAUGAAUGGGCUGUUGAGAUAUAUGGUGGGAAUGAUGUGGCUGAUGAAGUUGCAGCUGCACAUGGCUUCGUUAACCAUGGACUGAUAAUAAAGAGCAAAGAUUUUUAUCGCUUUUCUCAUCCAAAGUUAAAGAAAAGAUCAUUGGAUUCUUCAUAUGAACAUCUUCAAAAUCUUCUUACAAAUAAAAAGGUGACAUGGGCAAAGCAACAGAAUGCAAAGAGGCGUGUAAAGCGAGAUCUUGACUUCGAUCCAAAUACUGGUCCAAAUGAUCCUAAGUGGUCUCGGAUGUGGUACCUGGCACCAAGCCAGGACCCGAACAUGGGUGUGGUGGAAGCUUGGAAACUAGGCUACACUGGUAAGGGUGUGUCAGUGUCAAUCUUGGAUGAUGGGAUUGAACACACCCAUCCAGAUCUCCAUGCAAACUAUGAUGCAUCUGCUUCAUAUGACAUGAAUGACCAUGACAGCGAUCCAAUGCCACGGGCUACUUGGACUAAUGAAAACAGACACGGGACUCGGUGUGCUGGUGAAGUAGCCGCUGUUGCCAACAAUGGGGUGUGCUCUAUUGGAAUAGCUUUCGAUGCAAAAAUUGGAGGAAUCCGGAUGUUGGAUGGAGAUGUAACAGAUAUUGUGGAAGGACUUUCACUUUCACACGAAAAUAAUAUAAUUGAUAUUUAUAGCUCUUCAUGGGGUCCUGAUGAUGAUGGAAAGACUGUUGAUGGGCCAGCUAAAUUGGCAUAUAUUGCAUUGAAACAGGGCGUGAACAAGGGGCGUAAUGGUAAAGGUUCUAUCUUUGUGUGGGCAUCAGGCAACGGUGGAAGAUACCAGGACAAUUGUAACUGUGACGGUUACGCCAGCAGCAUCUACACUUUAUCUAUAAGCAGUGCUACUGAACAUGGCACUAUUCCAUGGUAUUCAGAGGCAUGCUCAUCCACAUUCGCUACUACAUACAGCAGUGGUAGUUGGCAGCAUGAAAAUAUUGUUACCACAGACCUGAACCAUGGUUGCACGGAAAGCCACACUGGUACAUCAGCUUCUGCACCGUUGGCUGCUGCAAUUUGUGCACUUGUACUUGAAUCAAAUCCCAAUCUAACAUGGAGAGACAUGCAGCACAUUGUGGUAAGAACGGCAAAACCUGAUGGUUUACACACCAGUGGCUGGAUACAAAAUGGAGCCGGACGGAAAGUGUGCAACUCUUUUGGGUAUGGUCUCCUGGAUGCUCAUGCUAUGGUCCAGUUAGCAAGGAACUGGACCACUGCACCAGAUCAAAAGCAGUGCAACAUUACUGUCAUCUCAGCUGAAGAAAGUCCAAAGUUCCUUAAAUCUACCCGGUCACUAAAGGUUUCUUUUCAGGUAACAAGCGACUGUACAGUUGGGCAACCAGUUGAGAGACUAGAACACGUACAAGCUGAGUUAACACUGCGGAACGAACGCAGAGGCGACUUUACAAUCCUGCUUACAUCACCUAUGGGUACUACUUCACAACUCUUGGAACCGAGAUUGUACGACAGCUCAUCUGAAGGAUUCACUAAAUGGGCAUUCAUGACAACACACUCUUGGGAUGAGGAUCCUCAUGGACUGUGGAUACUGGAGAUACGACAAGGCAAAUCACAAAACUUAGGCACACUAUCUUUAUUCAAUCUUGUAUUGUAUGGAACAAGUGAAAGUGACUGGUCACAACCCCCCACCUUUGCUACAACAACUGAACCUACAACAAAUAACGCCACAAUAUAUACUGAAACACAAACAAGAGUGUAAAAUCAACAAGUCUUGUUUAUUGGAGUGGGUAGUGGGUCUAUCCUAUUAUCAUCGAAUUAACUACUGUUUAUGGGCCUAAUAUAAAUGAGUUUCUGACAAUAUUUUAUGUGUAUAUCAAAUAUUACAACCAACCACCACUGUCAGUGGUACUAACAAAUAUAUAUAUUUUCUUUUUUUAAACUUUUUUUAUUUUUGUGUUUACUCAAUGUAGUUAUUUUCUGAAAUAUUUUUAGUAUAUCUCUGCACUUGCUAUACAUAUAUAUCCAAGGUUAUAGAGUGACAAAAAGUUAUGUUUCGUGAUCUAGUGUUUUAGGAGUAAAAACUUGUAUAAAUGAAAAACAUGUAUUGCUGGUGCAUUUCUUUGCAGUUUUGUGUUACAAUAUUAUUUGCACUUAAAUAUUAACGCUUGCUUGUCCCGCGAGAGUCAUACAGCUUGUCUAAAGAUAAAACCAUACUUUA
This is a messenger RNA of Ciona intestinalis (vase tunicate), 2602 nucleotides long. RefSeq names its product furin-like. Gene Ontology annotation, cellular component: trans-Golgi network; Golgi membrane. The record is from RefSeq and is a predicted model, not a curated record. Gene Ontology annotation, biological process: peptide hormone processing. Lineage: Eukaryota; Metazoa; Chordata; Ascidiacea; Phlebobranchia; Cionidae. Gene Ontology annotation, molecular function: serine-type endopeptidase activity.